CGCGUUGUGUAGCGAAGGAAUAACUGACUCGAGGAGACAAGCAAGCGAAGCUUCUGUUUUCUGGGGCUGGUCGGCAAGCCCCCCCUCCUCCUGCCCUUCCAGGAAGAGGGUCGCUACACAACACAAAUCGAAAAGACCUCCACAUGACAGAGCUGCCUGCAGUGUGGGCCUUUCUUUCCUCGUGUCACGUUCCUCAUUUUCUCGCCCUUUGCCAAUGUUGAUUCGCUGUCUCAUUUCCCGCGAAAACACCAGAAACGUUUCACAAGACAUUUUAGCUUUUUAGAGCGCACGCGCGUGGAAGCCUGCCGUUUGAGGUGUCUAGCGCGAGCAGAGUGCAACGGCAGAAGGGCUUCUUAGCGGACAUGUUUGACCGGGUAAAACAGCGCUUGUUGCAUUUGUGUUUUUCCGUUCAGGAUGCCGGUACAGGUGCAGUUUUACCCUUUCCUGUUUGGUGUCUGCAAUUUCUCGAAUGCGUGUCGAAGGUCUUUUAUGUCGCUCGUAUGCGAUGUUCUUCGCGUUGUGGUCACCGCUUUGCCCUUUACUAAAAACGAAGCAUCCAGAACCGUCGAGUUUCUUUUUAUCUCUUCUUUGACAAACGUUUCACAGUUUCCUCGUUUGCAUCUGUCCGGCAGCUCCCCGCUUUCCUUGCCUCCUUCUGUCUUGAUGUCUUGUUUCUCUCGAUAUCUUUUUUUAGCCACCUUCGAGGAGGAGGUUUGACUUACAGAUGGCGCCUCCAGGCUUCUGGAGGUUCACCGCUGCAGUGUUUCACAGGUCUUUUCCUGUGUAUUUUAGAGCUCCUUUUGAGGAACCCGUCUAAAUCUGUAGAAGUGAGGGCGAAGGUCUGUAAAAGGGCGACAGAGGGUCUCCUUUACUUGCAGCUCCGUGUGCAAGUAACACUGUCCGGGCGGCGGCGCACGAAAUUCUGAUUUCGGACCAAAGGGAAGUUCAUCGUCACACAUCAAGAGAAUGUGUCGGCUGGCACACAGAGAGAGUGUCAUCGGGGAACGGAUGUGUCUAAGUCUCCCUGCAUUUCAGCGGUCUGUUUCCCUGUCUUAUCGUUGAAACACGGUUCUCGAGUCCUAACCGAACACCGAGUCUGUUGUUUCCGUCGUUGUUUUGUUCAGUCACAUUUCCAUUUUCUACCACCUUGUCCCCCUCCACUCAUCAAGAUUUCUGAAGGUUUCUCAUCCCCUUUCGCACGGCUCACAGCGCCGCAACAGCACGCAUUCCUCCGUUCACUUUUCACUUUUUUCACCGGCCUCUCUCGUGUCGCAGGGUUCCCUGCCGCCGAUCCCCGCCACGCGAUGGAGGACCCCCCGCCGUUUCCGCCAUCGGGGGUUCUGAGCUCGCGCCUGUUCGCCCCUGACGAAGCAGGUGAAGAGGUUGGCCCUUCGCUGUUGCUUCCGUCGGAAGUCGAGGGUGGCGAGCGGGCGCAGGCUUCGAAGCCGCUGCGUCCCGGCCGGAUCUACAAUUUACACACGCUUCGCGAGCGCAUGAAGGAGUUCACUUCCGCGGAAGAAGGUGGCAAAGCCAGCCGAGGGAGAAAGAAGACGCCCAACAUCGUUCCACUUUCUCAUGAGGCCCUGGCGGACCAGGCGAAAAGUCAAGGCUACGAGCGCUUCCUCGAAGGCGCCAGGAAGGAGGAAUGGGGCGAGGGCGGGAGAGGCAGCUCGUGCUCGUUUGCCCAGGAUGUGGGGUUGACGAAUCGGUCGACGCUCGGGUCUGAGAGCAGGCGCAUGCAUCCAACGAAAUCGGGACCCUCCGGGGCAUCGCAGGCCUUCCCGCUGGCGGACGCCACGCGGUUUCUGAGGAGACAGUGGUGCCCCCAAUACGACAGCAGCAGCGACCAUGAAGCCGCGAUUUGCCAGCGAACCGCCCACUGGCUUCUGAGACCUUCAGGCGACACAGCCCUCUACCCUCUUCACGGGAACCGGCCGGACUGGGCGGAGCUCGACGAGGCAGAGAAGAAGAUUCUGGGACCCAAGAACCGGAACUACCACUUGUACGCGCGGAAGGAGAAGGCGGGAGGCUUCGGCAUCCGGUCUGCGAUGGACUCUCUCGAAGAAGGAGAAAGGAUGAGCUCGACCGACCGGGGCCUCGGGUCCACCACCUCGACGCUCGUGCUGAACAUGCGGACGCACCGACUGGAGCGACGGUCGCGGACGAAAGCUUCUGUGGAGAAAGCGGCGAAAGGCAGGGUGCGCUGGCAAGACGAAGGAGAAGAGAGCGACGGGGGUGUUGAGACCGGCGAAGGCGGGGGCCUUCUGUCGGACGAGAAAAUGCUUCAGCGCGUCGCCGUCCUCAUGGAAGCUUUUGAGCGCAGCGGCCCGAACGCCGCAGGCUGGCUGUUCCUCAGAGACUUCAAGUGGACGCUGCAUCGGGACCCGCGAGUGCAGGAGAUCUUCGGACUGGAGAAGAAACAAUACAGCUUAGAGAAAAAGUCGAAAAGAAAGGAGGGACAUGCAGAGGAAGAAAGCACGUCUCAGGGACCCUUGAAAGCGGUCGUGUCUUGGAUCGCCGACACGGUCUUCCGUAACAGAGACGAACCCGUGACCUUCACAAAGAAGUCCCAGGUCAAAGUGAAGGCGAUGCUUGACCAGCUUCGAAGGAUUGAAUCCGAUUUAAUCUCCAACGAGAGAACAGUCGAAGAGGCGAAGAUCGCAUUCGACACCUUCGCGAAGGCGUUCUGGCCCUUCGUCGGCAAGUCUCUCACGCCUGACACGUGGCGCCAGGGUUUGGGAGUGUACCGCACCGUUGCAACACAAAAGGAUACUCCGUACGCGCUUACCGCUACGCAGAUGAUGGUGCGCGAUUCUAUCCUUGGCGUGAACAUCGCUUCCGACGAACUGCGGCUUCCUGACUUUGUGGAGCUCCCUCGACUUGGGUUGAUGGAGAAACCGGAUCUUUCUCUCGCACACGAAGUUGGAACGGACCGGAAGCUACACGAGAAGGCCCAGAGUCUCGAGAGGCUUCGCUUUACAGAGGCCUCGUCGCCUUUCCAGCAGUCUUUCGCCGACGUGAUUCACUUGGAGAAAGAUUUGGCAGAGUACCAAGUUCUGAAACAGCAGUUGGACCGCGUGUCUCGCGAGGCGUUUUUGUCUGCGCCGUCCGAGUCACUUGCGCGUUUUCUCGCCGUCAUUCGGGACAGGGCAGGACACAUGGAUAGUGUCGAGGAACUUGCGCGAGAAGCAGGCAUUUUCCGAGCUCCGCCGACCUUCAAAAUGCCUUCUGCGGAGCACGAAGAGCUGCGCGAACACCAGACACGCAUGCGAGAGAAGUUCGGCGAAGAAACCACCAGUUCACAGCUCGUUGGGGUUAGUGCGGUGCCGACGGCGCUCGUUUCUGACGACGAAGACGAUGAAGGCUCUCCGGAAAGGCCAGUGAGGGCGGCGCCAGUCAUUCCCAAGAAUCUGCCGCCGCUGAAGUCCGCGCCGAAAAUCGAAAUCCGCGCAAAAGUGGUGCCAAGAAGGUCGCAGAAACUCGACGACACCAUAGAGUCAGACGAAGCAGUGGAAUGCGUCCGAGACGAGGAAGACGACGUUUCCUCGCUUUCCGAAGACGAGUGAAACAGAGAAAGGACAGGAGAGCGGAAAGAAAGGGGGAAAAACCAGGUGCAGCCCGAGGAUCGAAUAGCAACAGAGUGCGAGGGACGAGGCACACGAUGGAAGCAGACGCUGUGCACGGGAGUCUUCUGUUCUUCAGAAGGGCCCGAGACAAUCGAGGGAGAAAAAAACAAACACAAAAGAGGUGAGAAGGGAAAAGUGAUGACAGCGCGGCACACUCGCAGCAUGGGGAAGUUCUCACUGCUUGUGUCGGGCUUCUUGCGUGUUGUUUCUUAGUUCGUAAACAGUGAAGAGAACGCGAGUCGUUUCUGCUGUUUCUCCUGAGGUCACUCUUGCAUUCCAUGCGUCUCGCUAUUCCCACUUCGUCCAAAACCCUUGUCAAAGCAUGCCUGCCCUGGUACUUGUUCCCUGUGAAGGCAACGGAGAGACACUGUGAGUCCGAGAAAACAAAUUGUGGACAACAGCGCACAUACAACAGCUGAGGGCCUGAAAGAAUGACGAAUACACAGAAAAGAGCCUCCGAUAAAAACGAGAGUGCAAGUAACCUUGCGGCAAACACACAAAGAUACGGGUGCACUCAGGCAAGGCAAC
Molecule: messenger RNA, 4154 nt
Organism: Toxoplasma gondii ME49
Lineage: Eukaryota; Apicomplexa; Conoidasida; Eucoccidiorida; Sarcocystidae
Exons: 6
Coding region: 1305-3566 (753 amino acids)
Source: RefSeq, a predicted model, not a curated record